Molecule: messenger RNA, 4775 nt
Organism: Toxotes jaculatrix (banded archerfish)
Lineage: Eukaryota; Metazoa; Chordata; Actinopteri; Toxotidae
Product: zinc finger protein Xfin
Exons: 3
Coding region: 104-3772 (1222 amino acids)
Biological process (GO): regulation of transcription by RNA polymerase II
Cellular component (GO): nucleus
Molecular function (GO): RNA polymerase II transcription regulatory region sequence-specific DNA binding; DNA-binding transcription factor activity, RNA polymerase II-specific
Source: RefSeq, a predicted model, not a curated record
GAGCUCGGCGUGAUUGACAGUCGUCGGUUGCUUUGUGCGUGGAUGUCGAGUGGCCCACUGCUGCAAACUGCUCUGAAAAAGAAGAGAAAGCCAGACUUUUGACAUGGGGAGUAAAAUGUCCUUCAGCAGAGGAAGCAGUGACCAAAAUACAGUCUCUGAGUUAACUUCUGUGACACCUCUUCCUCCCAAUUCCAUUCAUGCCCCUUCGGACUGCAAGCAGAUACCAGAAGAUAUAAGAUGCAGUGAGGAAGACCUGGACUCCAGGUGGGGGGACGAAAUGAAAGCAACAGACCUGACUGGAACUGCCCCUGAGUCCCACUCAUCAGGGCACCUGGAGUCUGAUGGCCAUGUUAACUCUGAAACAGUGGGCAGGACAAACAGCCAACGAAGUGCGUGCCCAUCAUCACAGGUAGGGAUGAAAACAAAGCGUCAAGUGACUCCUGCAGUUGUGUGCAGCUCAACAACAGACAGUCGUGGACAGCCUACGGAGGUCUGCAAAAGACGCGGACGCCCUCGAAAAGCAAAACUGCUGUCGACUGAAGACAAAAAAGAUCCCGAUCCUGCUGGUCUUCAUGCAGUGCAACAUAAGGAGAUCAGUACGACCAUACCUUUACCAGCAUUCUUAGAAAACCACAACAGUGGAGAUGUGCCUGACACUGUACAUGGUCCUUUAAUCAAUAAUUCUGGCCCUCACACCGUCUCUGAUGGUAAAGUAGAAGACGAUGUCCCUGUGCUGUCAAAAAGAAGAAGAGGAAGGCCAAAAAAAUCAGAAAUCAUAGCUGUCAAAAACACCUUUGCUACUGCCAGUGCCCCUGCUGCCUCCACUCAUGCUAACAAUAUCAAUGGUCCGGCACGGAGACUGAGGAGUAGAGGAGAGCAGCAGCCUCCGACACAAGAUGGAAAUACUGAAUCUGAUAGCAAGGUAAAACCCAAGGAAUCUGAACUGACUCCUCCAGGAAGUAGUAAUACACCCAAGUUACAAGGUGUUAAAAGAAGGAGGCCUAAACUGUCUGUUCAGCGAGUUCCAGCUAAAGUGUCCAGACUGGAGGAUUCCCAGGCGGCCUCGUCGGUGUUGAGCAAUGACACAGGCUGUGGGGAGAGAGCAGAGACAGAUAAGCAGGUGGAACUAAACACUGACAAACAAGAGACUGAUACAGAUGGAAAGGAAGGUCUGUGCUGCCCACAGUCCAGAGAAGGACAAGAGCAACGUAAAAAACGAAAGGAAGGAGUAUUACCACAAAGAACACUGCGUUCCCAGGUGGCAGCUGAGCCUGAAGUUAUUCCUUUAGAGGAUUUUAACAAUCUAAACUUGGCAAAUCCUACUCAAAGUGAUGAACCUAAAGUAAAACAGUCAGUGGAAAUGAAUGGGGGCGAGGAGUCACAAUCAAAAAGCAGUCCCAACUCUGCAAAGAACUCAAGGUUGCAGAGUUCAGAAUUCAGUACAGAGCUCUCUCACACUGAUGUUGUCAUGAUGUUGUCUGAAGAAAAACCUAAACCUGUCGGGAGCCCCCCUGCUUUGAAAACUGAGAAUACAGAGGUAGAGCUGGAUCAUUUAAAUCCUGUGUCGGAGUCGAGCAGUCCUAAAUCUUUACAAUACAGUGCCAACACCGCAGUUAAAUCUGAGGGUCCGUACAUUCAGCGAAACACUUUCAGGCGCAAGAGAGGUGGCAAGAGAAGGAGGAGAUUAAGUAAUGUGUUGUUACAGAAAGAGCAGCUCGUCGAAGGCCAUGAAGGCACCGCUGACGCUCAACAAAAAGCAGACUGUGAUGACACAGACAAGGACGUCAAGUCAAAUACUGACACAAAUGUCAUCUACACUAAAAAAGGAGGGAAAACUCUGUUGAAGUGUGGUUACUGUGGUCGUACAUUUAAAUUUCUGUCUCAGUUCAUCAUCCAUCAACGGAUUCAUACUGGAGAGAGACCUUUCAAAUGUCCUGAAUGUGGCAAAGGUUUUAGCAAAAACUCAAACUUAAAUCUUCAUCUCAAGACACACAGAAAGAGCAACAUAUAUCAAAAAUGCCCGUUUUGCAAGAUCAAAUUCUCUUGCUCUGAGUAUGCCUCGCAUAUGAAAAUGCAUGCACAUGAGUUGGACCAGGAGCGUGAGAACAGCAAAUCUGAAAAACGGAGCAGAGGAAACAAUCACGAGAACAGUGAGGGACAUCACACACCAGUUUCCCCAGAAAAGAGACAAAGAAAAGUGUGUCAAUACUGUGGUAAAACAUUCCCGUUUCAGUCUGCCCUCAUAAGACAUGUGCGUGUCCACACAGGGGAGAAGCCUUAUAAAUGUGAUAUAUGUGGCAAAGCUUUCGGUCAGGCCUAUUUCCUCCGUGUUCACGAGCUGACACAUUGGUCUGUGAAGCGCUACAAUUGUACACGCUGUGAAAAAUCGUUCACUCAUUAUAGCAAUGCCAAAAAUCACACAUGUAGACCUACGGGAAGCGGUGACGAAUCGCAGCCCAGCAGACGCGUAAAGCCUUCGCUAACGUACACGUGCCACAUCUGCAAGAAUGUUUUUGACCAUUUGCAGGAGUUCAACAGUCACAUGAGAGCCCACACCGGCGCAAAGCUUUAUCGCUGCUUGUAUUGCGACAAGCUUUUUGGUGUGCUGUCUGAAUUUAAUUCCCAUCGCAAUCAGUGCAGAGGAGAGAGAAACGCCUCCAGCUCUGAGAUAAAGGAGGAAGAGACGAUGUCGUUAAUACAGUACACGGUGCCUGCUCUGAGGUGUUCGUCAGGACACAAUUCAGCUUCUCCUCUCACAGCUGCAAAAUGUGAAACACCAAAAAAACAAUCCCAUGCCAGCCGCAAGAAACGCCUCACUAACCUAAAGAAACCAUUCCAGUCCACAGUCAUACCGGCUCACCAUCUCUCACACCUCGUGUCCAAAUUAAACAAACUAGACAACAGGUCCGACCCCAGGAAAUAUCUAUGUCCGAGCUGUGGGCGACUGUUUAGACACAUGGGCAGACUCAGAGCCCACAUGCUCACUCACGCCUCGGGUCAAAGUUACACUUGUGCCUGCUGUGGUAAGACUUUAGAAAACUGGAAAAAACUGUGGCAUCACCAGAGAAUCCAUCGACAGAGACGCGGUCGCUUCACUUGUCCUCAGUGCGGCCAGGGUUUUCGGUUCGUAGAGCCUUACAAAAAACACAUGAGCGAGCACCCGGAGUUCCAGUGGAUCCAGGUCAGGCCUAAGAAAGUGUUUCUGCCUUAUCAGUGUGAGCAGUGCAGAUGCAGCUUUAAGACUCUAGACUUGCUGUUUAAUCACCAGCUCUGCCAUUCCUCAACGCAAGACACGCACAAGGACGCUGCUUUCGAUUUAUCCAUAGAUGAUCAUAGUAUACAGGCAAGCAAAAAAAUGUUUAGCCCUUCCAUAAAGAACCAUAUAGAAACAUUAUGUCCUGUACCUGAGGACAGCAACUCUCCCCUGAACCCCUUAUCCAAAUAUCUAGACCCAGUUCCUGAAGAGUCUCCUCUAGCGCCCAUGAUUUCCUUUGUCCAAAAUCAAGAUCUUGAUGUGGGUAAAGCUUCCCAGCAUCCCAGCAGCACACAUGUAAUCCAAGAUAGAGAAAGCAGUCAUGACAGAAUAGUGGAAAAUGCACUAGGGAAACCCAUCACACCUUUGAGAACUGUGAAAAGACACGCAACCCAAAAUGCCAGCAUAUCAAAUGAAGGGUCUUCAGAUGGCAUUAAAUGUGCUGUGUGUGGUAAUACAUAUCCUGCCAUUUCAGACCUUUAUCACCACUACUUGCAGCAUGCCAGAGGCCAGGUGUGAUAACCUAAAUGGAGAUACGUUUCCCCAUCUAUAUGUACAUCAUGUGUUUUACAUUGUUUAACACAGAGGUCCUGUAGUCCUACUGUAGAAAAGAUAAAAACAUUGUCUAUCACAUACCUGGAAAAGUUUUGGAAAAAUUUGCACAGAUAUUUUGCUUCAGUACAUUGAUGAAGCAGCCCUGGAAUAAUGUGAUUGGCUUUUUGACAAUGAUUUGAAGACAGAAAUUGAACUAGAAAACAUCAGUUCAAACACCAAGCAUCUUGGUUUUUUAUUCAUAUUCGGAAAAGGACGCUGCCCGUCCAGCAUUUCACAGAAUCAGCAACUGAUCAGACGUCACUGAACUCAUUCAUAAACUCUUUAUUUUAUAGAGUUUAUAUAUUAAAUGUGCAGAUCAUGUUUUUUUAAAUCAUGUCCAUGGAUAAGUUAAGUGAAUAGUCCCAUGUAUAGUUUUACAAAUCACUCACCUCGUCACGAUGCAUUCAUUUACUGUAUGACCACUGUGAAUUUAAUAUCAAAUAUCGAUAUCAUGAAGAUCUGUUGUUAACUAAUGCAAGUCAAACCAUUACUCAAAAUGUUGCAGAGGAUGUGUUGCACUGAUUCCAGAUUUGGUUUCCUCUGGUCUACAACAAGGAUUUACAUUUUAUGUAUUUACAUUUUUAAGGUCGGUGUCAGCUUCCAUCACGCACAAGGUUGUCAAAGAGUUUGCAUCUGUUGUGCACUUGUAAAAUUAUGGCUGAAAUCAAGUGAUGCUAAAUUUUCUGCACAAUAUACUGACAAACACACACAUUCCACACCUGCUGCACAAGUGAGUUUUGUUGAACUUCCACUGCUGUUUGCUGCUUCUGAAAAACUACAUUUUUAUGCUUCGAUGUUGGGCUUGGUUUUGUUUAAAUCAUGAAAAAAGAUGGCAGUUCAAAAAAUGUUUCCCACGUGGACAUCCUGAUCUGUUGUAUAUAGUUUUAUGCUAUAGUUUGUCUUAAAAACAAUAAAGGUCACUUUUGUA